Molecule: messenger RNA, 1331 nt
Organism: Halichondria panicea
Lineage: Eukaryota; Metazoa; Porifera; Demospongiae; Suberitida; Halichondriidae
Product: bridge-like lipid transfer protein family member 1
Exons: 2
Coding region: 166-1308 (380 amino acids)
Biological process (GO): synaptic vesicle endocytosis
Source: RefSeq, a predicted model, not a curated record
ACUAAGUUAAAGUUAUAUUCUUAGUAGUUGAACUUUGGUUAAGUCUUUGUUCUCCAGUUAUGGCUAGUUUCACUUACAUGUACAUAAAAAGCUGCUGCCCCAGAAUCUUGCAUCUCUACUUUUAGUGGCAUAGUCUUCUGUGAAAGCCCUUUUCUGUGAAUCCUUAUGAUGUGUAUUAAUUGCCCCCUCCCCUCAGGCUACAUGAGACACCACUGGCUGUGGGCAAUGCGUGUGGGGAGUGUGGAGACCAUGGGACUACACACACCAGCCGGAGGUCUUCAUACCGUCUCCCUCGGAGCAAAGAUGUCCGUCUCUGGUGACAACUUUUGCCUCGUCUGUUUCCACGGCCCUUCCUUCAGAGAGACGGAAUGGGCAGUAUUCAAUAUUGACACCAUUAGUGCCAGCUUCUCCACACAGGCUAUCCCCGGACUGAGUAAAGGACAGCUGGCAGAACUGACUGAGUCAGGGUCAGGUGUUCUACCCACCAAACAAGUGAGAACAUGUCAGCAAAUUGUCCACCUCUCGCUAGGCCACAGCCCCUGGGACGAGACCGAGAAACUGGACAAAUUGGCGGCCAUAUAUCGAGUAUCAGCUGGUCACAUGCGCCUGCCCUCCAUUGUGGGUACUUCAACACAAAAUUGGCUCAACUACGCCUGCAUUGACGCCCAGCUACACCCUGACAGCUAUAGCAGGGAUACCUCAACUUUGAUUCGACUUAGCAAGAAACUCAACGUUCAAUCCAUACUGCUUGUGCCUGCCUUUGGGAUGGAGUUAGUGACUGACCAUUUCUGGCCACAAAGAACUCGUCUGUCAGGCAAGGAGCCACAAUUCUCACCACUUGUCGAGUGUAGUCUCACAUCAAAAUUUGCGAGGGGUGUGUCCGUUGCCACGAAUGUAGAUCAUUAUCUGUUCCUACACGACCUAGUGAAGACGUACCUUGAGUAUCUGGAGAAACACAAAACACCUCAAACCCUGGACACGGAUCCCGAAUCCACAGACACCGCCCCCACAUCACCUCCGAAGUCGACACCAGUGCUCCGCAACUUUGAGUGUGUGUGCUGGGAGUUGGACCCUCACCUCUGUCUCCUAUCCAGUGCUGGUACGGGACAAUUCAACCCUCACAUCAGUUGGUUACUAGAGAGGUUGGGAUUCAAGCACGCACAAACCACCAUCCCCAAGUGGAUACAGCGAGUUGCCAUGGACCCUCUAGACAUGGUGGUUGCUAACGCUAUGGAACUGUUAAUUAAAAUCACUGCUACUAAGAAACUUCAGCAAAUAUCCAGAGCCUCAUCUCCACCAUCCCAUUAGCUGAACCAAUUUCAAUUCGUUAA